Molecule: messenger RNA, 1339 nt
Organism: Notolabrus celidotus (New Zealand spotty)
Lineage: Eukaryota; Metazoa; Chordata; Actinopteri; Labriformes; Labridae
Exons: 4
Coding region: 415-789 (124 amino acids)
Source: RefSeq, a predicted model, not a curated record
CCCUCCUUGAAGCGCGAGAUUUUUUCUCUUUGGUAUUCAGCGUGAUACUAAAGUAAUGUAAUACUCUCCAAAUGAGCGGAUGUUAUGUUUUCCAAUUAUACCACUUGGCCUAUAUUUUGGUGUGAGACGCGCGGACAUGAAAACGUUGCUUCGCUUGCAGUGCCCUAUCGCACUUGAAAUGAAAUGCCAUCACAGCGGAGGAGACAGGGAGGAUGGAGAGUAGGAUUUCAAGCAGCCCUGCACAGUGCACUACUUUACACAUAGGGACCAAAUAAUGACUUUUUCACCCCCUCGCGUCUUAUUUCAUACGCCUCACUUACCCAAGAUGAGUCGCACUUACUUAUCUCCUCUUUAGUGGGAUUUUUUUUUUGUCACUGAAAAUCUUAUGCAUAAGAGAUCUGUACUCAUCCUGAUAUGCCCAUGGAUUUUUUGGGACUGAAGAAAGUUCGUAAUCCGGAUCGAAUGUACAGAUCAGCAGUGUGUUAUGCUGGCCACGGUCCACCUAAGAGUAUCAGUGAUGACACAGAGACCAACAAUGAACAUGGACAUUUGAAAAUAUACCUGCCCAAGAAGCUGCUUGAAUGUCUACCAAAAUGCACCUCGCUGCCAAAAGAGAGACACCGGUGGAACACUAAUGAGCCCCAGCAUGAGCAAGUGCCCCAGUUGGGCCACCCCAGUCCCAAAAGUCUGGACACACCCCUGUGUAGAUCACAAGUGCAGAAAAAGCAGCUUUGCCACACUCCAAGAGAGCCUCUUUCCAGGACUGCACUUAUAUCUACCAUGUGUUAAUGAUGGGGAUUUCAAGCACUGACGUACAUACAUCAUUAUUUUGUUUUUUGACAUUAAAACCUGAAGUAUGCUCCAGCCUUACAUUCUUCCAUUUCUCAAAGUCUGUCUUUUAUUGAUUUUGUUUUGUUGACAUUGGCCUUCGUAUUGGUGAUCCCAUAGACCCUGGUGCUGUAAAUUAACCAAGUAAUAGUAGAAGCAAUCCUAAAACCAUCACUAUUUUCAUUUUGAAUGUAUAUUUUUUUCACCUUGCCAUAUCUUUAAAAAAAAUACGAGGGUGCUGACCCUUUUCUCUGCAACAAACUGAUCUUGAAUAUUGGAUGAAACUGACAAAACACAGAUAGGACGAUGAAAAAAUCAUGACAGACUUCUGAGAGAGACAGCUGUGUAGAGCUGUGUGCAUUUUUUUGAGUGUUAAGAGACUAUUCCUUCUGAAAAAGAAUCUUUAUGGUAUCCCUGGCUGUAGUCAACAAACCCUAACACAGAUAACAUUGUGUACAUUGUAAGAUUAAAAUCAAAACCUGUGACGAACAUUAAACCUAAUACUUACAUA